CUGCUGAGCCGUGACCCCAAGCAGAAAGAGCACACUUCGAACGGAACUCUGGCUACGAGUUGUAUUGCUUUGGCUGCAAUGUCCUUUUCGUUACCCUUCAUCUAUGCAAGGAACCUCAACAAAACAUUUUAGGGACUUCUGCAAUACGGGAGGAUGCUUGAAAUCAUGAUCAGAAGCAAAGACAAAACAAGUUUCUUGUUCUGGACCAUAUUGCUGCUGCUCUUUGUCAAGGUUUUUGGUGACUGUGAUCCGAAACAUUGUGAAAGUUGUGUACCAGAGUUUCCACUUGGGAUGUUUGUGACCUGCACCAACAAGAACCUAACUACGCUCCCCGAUUUACCCAUCAACGUGUACGAGCUCCGACUCAGUCACAACAAGAUUCCUGCACUGAAAGCUGGAAUGUUCGCUAAAGUUGACACCAAGAAGAUGACGUUCCUUUAUUUUGACCACAACUUAAUCAUUGAAAUCCAAACGGACGCCUUUAAAAAGCUCGCCAAACUGCAAUACCUGGACUUGUCUUACAACACACAGCUGAGCAGCCUGAACGUUUCAACCUUUUCCUGGCUGUUAGGUCUGCAGCACCUGAACCUUGAAGUCACGGGUUUAGUCCGUGUAGAUCCAGGUGUUUUCCUGAAGCUCUCCGCACUGGAAUGGUUACAGCUCUCUGGGAAUCGACUCAAACAUUUAUCAUCCAAGCUGUUUGGGGACGUAAGCAACCUCCAGAAUUUGAACCUUUCGGCAAAUGGUCUGCAGACAAUUGAGACCGACCUACUCCACGAUCUGAACCAUUUGGUGAAUUUAAGUCUAGCGGACAAUUCUAUUGCCACCAUCCAGAAUUACGCCUUCCAGAAUUUGCCACUACUCAAACUUCUGGAAUUAAACAACAACAGUUUGAUUCAGAUGGACAUCAGACUGCUGAAUCCACUGGUACAUCUGACUUUCCUGAGGUUGGAAGGGAAUCCUUGGGACUGCACAUGUACAGCGGCCGACCUGUAUAGUUGGCUCCAGGGUUUUGCCGGGAACGUGUCCGGGCCGCUUUGUUCUAUUCCGGAUUUUCUCGUUGACCAGGGUGCACUGGGAGACAUCGCUUCCAAGUGUUAUGACCGUUGCCCCAAGUUUCCUCCUGGGAAGACGUGCUUUUUGCCUCCUCCAACUGGUCUGACUCCAGUCGACAUAAACAACCUCAUCCUGGACUUCAGACACAUGGUUCAGGCAUGCAUAGGGAUCGGUGCCAUUUCCCUUAUAGUUGUGUGUGUGUUGCUGGCACAUAGUGUAUUCACUCGAGUUUGGAAUCCAAGAAGCCUUUUAAGCGGAGAACACGAUUUUGAGUGAAUGCAGUAACUCUCUACCACAGUUCCAGGGUUACAUGAUACAAUUCACAUCAUGGCUCUCAUCAGAGCUCAAUUUGACUUUAUUAACAGGGUCUAUUCAGAUGAGAUGUCUAACCCAGUUUCCAUCUGACUCUCCUGGUAGUGUCACCCACAAAAUACUCUAUAUUUUACUUUUAUUAUUAUUUACAGUAUAUUCUGUGAAGUGUUUUGAGAUAACCUGAUAAGAUGCUAUAUCAAAUGCAAGGAAUAUUGUUAGUUUCAGGCGGGGGGGGGUUCUUUGAUAAAUAUUCCUCCCUCAUAUAAAUCCAUCAAAAAAUAUAUUUUUAUUUUAAAAAAUUCUGCCUAUGAACCUUCAUAUUGCAAUUGAUGUGUAUAGAAGUUUUGUAAUCAAUUGAGGAAUGUGUGAAAACAUUUAAAAUGAAUGUUCACUGGUCCUUUUUGAAUUUGUAUUCUGUGAUUUCUUUUGCGGUGGCUUGGAAUCAGAAAAAAUGUUAAGGCAGAUGGUGUUUUAUAAAGUCAAUGAGAAAAGUACAUCAUCUGCAAGAUAGGGCCAGACAGAGCAGAGCGCCAAAUGCCAGUGGGAAGGAAGUACACUUCAUAGUUGCUGAACACAUCACACAAUGAAACAGGAAACGCACGUUUGUUA
Molecule: messenger RNA, 1977 nt
Organism: Callorhinchus milii (elephant shark)
Lineage: Eukaryota; Metazoa; Chordata; Chondrichthyes; Chimaeriformes; Callorhinchidae
Product: reticulon-4 receptor-like 1
Exons: 3
Coding region: 154-1332 (392 amino acids)
Cellular component (GO): extracellular matrix
Molecular function (GO): protein binding
Source: RefSeq, a predicted model, not a curated record